Messenger RNA from Erythranthe guttata (spotted monkey flower), 244 nucleotides. Lineage: Eukaryota; Viridiplantae; Streptophyta; Magnoliopsida; Lamiales; Phrymaceae. The record is from RefSeq and is a predicted model, not a curated record.
AGGUAAGGAAAAAAAGAUGGCGACUUUAGAGAUGUACAGGUCAUCAACGAUCGGAAUCUGCUUGUCGGAAACACUGGAUACGAUGGUCGGUGAUGGAAUCCUCAGCCCUGAACUCGCCUAUCAAGUUCUUAUUCAGUUCGACAAGUCAAUUGUCGAAGCUUUGGGAAGUCAGGUGAAUACGAAGGUGUCGUUUAAGGUAAAUUUUUAUUAUAUUUUUCAAUUUAGGGAAAAUUAUCUUGUUUAA